Messenger RNA from Brassica rapa (field mustard), 2644 nucleotides. Its product is annotated as subtilisin-like protease SBT4.8. The record is from RefSeq and is a predicted model, not a curated record. Lineage: Eukaryota; Viridiplantae; Streptophyta; Magnoliopsida; Brassicales; Brassicaceae. Gene Ontology annotation, biological process: proteolysis. Gene Ontology annotation, molecular function: serine-type endopeptidase activity.
ACACAUUAAUAAUGUAUUUAUUGUCUAAUAAAAAGUUUAUUAUAUAUUUAGAUGGACCAAUCUAUUUCUCUAAGGAUUCUAAGAAUCAUUCUAGUGAUGACACGUGACUACAAAAAAAUGUUGCAAUGCUUUUCAAAUUAUAUAUAGGGGAUAAAAUCAUAAGGAUUUAAAUAAACCAGUGGCUGGAAUGUAAAUAUUUGCAAAAUGGAAAGGUAUCUCAAAAAGCUUUAUGUUCUAAUAGUAUAGAUAUAUACAAUGCAAUGUUGACUAAAACAAGUCAAUGUUCAAUGAUAUCAUUGAUAUAAAUGUCCUUCAUAUUAUGGUAAUAUAUAAUAGCAAUAAUAAUAAAUAGACCCAGAGGAGUUUAGGAAUGAUUCUACUAUUUAUGCAUAUUAUCAUGUCGAUCCCAUAGAUAUUUACAUAUUACAGAAACCUUUAGUUUCAUAUUAUAAGAAAUGGAGAAACCACCAGCAAACUCAUUUUGUCUCCUCUUAUGUGUCCUCGUCUUGUUCUUGAGUUUAGUCUCAGCAGUUGCAGAUGAUCCUCAAGAUAAACAGGUGUAUAUUGUCUACAUGGGAUCACUUCCGUCUGGGCUAGAAUACUCACCAAUGUCUCAUCACAUGAGCAUCCUUCAAGAGAUCACUGGAGAAAGUUCGAUCGACGGUCGUUUGAUGAGAAGUUACAAGAGGAGUUUCAAUGGGUUCGCUGCCCGGCUCUCUGAGUCAGAACGAGAAAGAAUAGCCGAAAUGGAAGGAGUUGUGUCUGUGUUCCGGAGCAAGAAGUUACAAAUCCAAACGACAGCGUCUUGGGACUUCAUGGGGUUAAAGGAAGGAAAUAAUACAAAGCGAAACUUGGCAGUAGAGAGUGAUACUAUCAUCGGUCUCAUUGACACAGGGAUUUGGCCAGAGUCCGAGAGCUUCUCCGACAAAGGCUUUGGUCCUCCUCCGAAAAAAUGGAAAGGUGUUUGUUCUGGCGGCAAAAACUUCACUUGCAACAACAAGUUGAUCGGAGCAAGAGACUACACAGGCGAAGGCACCAGGGACAACCAAGGCCACGGUACACACACAUCAUCCACUGCGGCUGGUAACGCAGUUGCGGGGGCAAGCUUCUUUGGAAUUGGCAAUGGAACCGCUAGAGGCGGUGUUCCAGCUGCUAGAAUCGCUGCUUACAAAGUCUGCACCAGCACAGAGUGUGGCUCAGAAGCUGUACUGUCUGCAUUCGAUGACGCGAUAGCAGAUGGUGUCGACCUCAUCAGCGUCUCCUUAGGGGGAGACGACGGUGAGGUCCUUAGGUACGAAGAAGACACGAUUGCGAUCGGGGCUUUCCAUGCUAUGGUCAAAGGUAUCCUCACUGUGAAUUCAGCCGGUAACAGCGGUCCAGAUCCAAACACAGUCGGAAGCGUAGCGCCGUGGAUAUUAACCGUUGCAGCCAGUACAACCAACCGUGAGUUUCUCACCAAAGUUGUUCUCCAAAACGGCAAGACACUUUCCGGGAGAUCAGUGAAUGCUUUUGAUCUGAAGGGAAAAAACUAUCCUCUUAUCUACGGAGAUUAUAUCGAAGGAUCUCAGGUCGAGGGAAAAAUAUUGGUGAGCGGAUACUCAGUUAGUUCAGAUGUAGCUGUUGCAACCAUAAUUAGAGACUACAAAGACUAUGCAUCCAUUAGCUCUCGUCCUCUCUCUGCUCUAUCACCAGAUGACUUUGAGUUUCUUGUCUCUUACGUUAACUCAACAAAGUCGAGUCAAGGCACUGUUCUAAAAACUGAGGCAGACUUUAAUCAGAAAGCGCCUAAAGUUGCUUCCUUCUCUUCUCGUGGUCCAAACCCUAUCGCUGUUGACCUUCUUAAGCCGGAUAUAACUGCACCAGGAUUGGAGAUUCUUGCUGCAUAUUCACCUUUAAGUCCACCAUCUUUAGAAGACCAGAGACGUGUGAAGUACUCUGUUCUAUCUGGAACUUCAAUGUCUUGUCCACACGUUGCUGGCGUGGCUGCGUACAUCAAGACUUUUCAUCCUGACUGGUCUCCAUCCAUGAUCCAAUCUGCCAUCAUGACAACUGCUUGGUCGAUGAAUGCUUCUGACGCUGGGGUUGCAUCAACCGAGUUUGCUUAUGGAGCUGGCCAUGUUGACCCAAUAGCUGCUCUAAAUCCUGGACUUGUCUACGAACUGGACAAAGCAGACCACAUCACCUUUCUCUGCGGCUUGAACUACACUUCCAAAACCCUUAGACUCAUUACCGGUGAAGCAGUCACUUGCACUGGAAAUACCUUACCAAGAAACCUCAACUAUCCUUCAAUGUCGGCUAAACUUUCGGAAACUAAUAGCUCCUUCACCGUCACUUUCAACAGAACCGUCACCAACGUCGGUAUCCCCAACUCUACAUACAAAUCGAUGAUUGUCUUAAAUCAGGGUUCUAAGCUCAAUGUCGAGGUUACGCCUAAUGUCCUGUCUAUGAAGUCGGUGAAGGAGAAGCAGUCUUUCACCGUGACUGUUUCAGGCAGCAACAUCGACCCAAAGCUGCCUUCUUCUGCAAGUUUAAUAUGGUCUGAUGGCAUCCAUAAACUUAGAAGCCCCAUUGUUGUUUAUACUGAUAUUCCUGAUUCAAUCUGAUAAUAUUUAAUAUAAUAAAUCAAUAUAAUCCUUAUGUUUGA